UGGCGGUAAUGCACCAAUAAGAUGGAUGCCAACCGCCAUAAAACCAGAAGAAGAAGAACUUUUGGUUAGGAAACAUGUUUGUGUAACGUUACAGCAUUGGACUAAGCCUCAUAUUUUACUGCAGCACUGCAUUAGCUAACCGCUAGACUUCAAAAUGUUACUGUCUUCAGUACGGACAGCCAUCUUUUGCAGUUGCAAAAGUGCUGGAAAGGGACUUCAACACAGCAGCCGGAGUCCACAGCUACGACACUGGCUUGUGAAGAGAGGUCAGAGCACCAUCACAGCAGAGGCGGGGGCCUCCUCUGCAGCUACUGUCCAAAACGCUGCCACAAACCGCAUAUUGGGUCGCUGGUUACUUGGCUGCAGCGGGCUGGUGGUUGGGGCGGUUGUCUUGGGUGGUGUCACAAGGCUAACAGAAUCUGGGCUUUCUAUGGUGGACUGGCAUCUGGUGAGAGAGAUGAGGCCGCCUCAGUCGCAAGUAGAGUGGGAGGCGGAGUUUUCCAAGUACCAACAGUUUCCUGAAUUCAAAGUAAUGAACCAUGACAUGACUCUGCCAGAGUUUAAGUUUAUCUUCUACAUGGAGUGGGGUCAUCGUAUGUGGGGAAGGCUGGUUGGACUUGCGUACAUCCUCCCCACCGCUUACUUCUGGAGGAAAGGAUACUUCUCUCGCUCCAUGAAGGGAAAAGUGCUUGGGCUUUGCGGAUUUGUCUUCUUCCAGGGCCUUCUGGGGUGGUACAUGGUAAAAAGCGGUCUGGAGGAGAAGCCUGAGUCUCAUGACAUCCCGCGGGUCAGCCAGUAUCGCCUGAGUGCUCACCUUGGUUCUGCCUUGUUGCUUUACUGCGCCAGUCUCUGGACAGGACUCACUCUGCUGCUGCCUGCACACAAGCUGGUAGAAACCAAUCGUCUCAUGCAGCUUAGGAGGUUUGCCAAGGGUACGGGUGGACUCGUCUUCCUUACUGCUCUUUCAGGUGCCUUUGUUGCCGGUUUGGAUGCUGGGCUGGUGUAUAACUCCUUCCCUAAAAUGGGAGAUCGGUGGAUCCCAGAUGAUCUGCUGGCUUUCUCUCCAACCCUCAAGAACGUCUUUGAAAAUCCCACGACGGUGCAGUUCGACCACAGAAUUUUGGCGAUCUCUUCUUUGACCGCAAUUACAGGCCUGUAUCUGUUCUCCCGGAGGAUGAUGCUGCCCAGGAGGGCUAAGAUGGCCAUCAGCCUCCUCGCGGCAAUGGCCUAUGGACAGGUUGCCCUCGGUAUCAGCACCCUGUUACUGUAUGUCCCCACUCCACUGGCAGCAACGCACCAGUCUGGAUCAGUAGCCCUUCUCUCACUGGCCAUUUGGGUACUGACAGAGCUCCGCAAGAUGCCCAAGUAAAAGCCCGCUGCUUUAUGGACGGAAGCAAUCCCCACUAGCCACAACUCGAGCCUCUACGAGCAGUGACCUUAUGAACAAGGCCUUCAGAGAGAAAACAAAAGCGUUGAAAAUGUAGAAAUGUUUUAUUUAACGCUGGACUAUUAUGCAUAAUUAGGCUGAAGCAUCUCUCCUGUGGAGCUGCAAUGUAGUCCUCAUGUGGUGACAUUGAAUUAUUUUGGUUGUGGUUGCUCACCUAUUGCCUUCUCUGGUCAUACACUGCCUGUUAGUUGAAUCAGAUGUGGCUGUUGGGAUUAUGUGUAAAAUAAUGUAUAUUUAAGUUAUGAACCAUUUCUUGUUGAUGUGAUGAUGAAUAAUAAGGUAAAAAUAUGUAAAUUUUGAUUGUUGCUUUGUACUCUAUAUUUGGAAGUGUAAGGCUAAGAACACUUAUUUUAAUAAAGACAAUUAUCUACCCUCA
Molecule: messenger RNA, 1823 nt
Organism: Anarrhichthys ocellatus (wolf-eel)
Lineage: Eukaryota; Metazoa; Chordata; Actinopteri; Perciformes; Anarhichadidae
Gene: cox15
Product: cytochrome c oxidase assembly factor COX15
Exons: 9
Coding region: 155-1369 (404 amino acids)
Biological process (GO): heme A biosynthetic process
Cellular component (GO): mitochondrial inner membrane
Molecular function (GO): oxidoreductase activity, acting on NAD(P)H, heme protein as acceptor
Source: RefSeq, a predicted model, not a curated record